Knipowitschia caucasica is the source of this 5364-nucleotide messenger RNA. NCBI's taxonomy places the organism in Eukaryota, Metazoa, Chordata, Actinopteri, Gobiiformes, Gobiidae. The record is from the annotation of a GenBank genome assembly.
AUGACCACACCCCCCCCCCCGAGGCUCACGGACCACCUACACCCGCAGAGAACACCCCGGGAGCGGACUGAAGAGCCAGGAUUUCACCCAGCGGUGACAGACUCCACGAUGAUGGCCUCCAGUGACGUGGACCGUAACGAUGACCAUAACCCUUCAGAGAUGGACGCUCUGUGCCCCAGUCCCCCCAGCCCCUCGCGGCCCCAGAGGAACUACGAGCGAAUGGGAGAGCGCACCGGCACCACAUUCUGCCAGACCCUGAUCCACCUGCUGAAAGGAAACAUUGGUACAGGAUUGCUGGGUUUGCCGUUGGCGGUGAAGAACGCCGGGCUGGUGGUGGGUCCAGUGAGUCUGUUGGUGAUGGGAGUAGUUGCGGUUCACUGCAUGAGGUUAUUGGUGAAAUGUUCUCAUCAUCUCAGUGAAAAAAUGAACCGUCCGUCAAUGUCGUACGGAGAAGUGGUGCAGCACGGGUUUGAGAACGUGUCAUGGCUCCGCAGGCAGUCACACUGGGGAAAGAGAAUUGUGGAUCUUUUUCUGAUCAUAACUCAGCUGGGAUUCUGCUGCGUCUACUUUGUUUUCCUGAGCGACAACGUCAAACAGGUGGUAGAAGCGGCCAACGCCACCUCCUUUACCUGCGAGCUGAACUUCACAAACCAGACCAGCGUGUUGGUGCCCAGCUUCGACUCGCGGCUCUACAUGCUCUGCUUCCUGCCCUUCUUCGUGCUGCUGGUCUUCACACCGAACCUCAAGUAUCUGGCGCCCCUGUCUCUGGUGGCGAACCUGGCCAUGAGCGCCAGUUUGGUGCUCAUUUACUUCUACUCGCUCACGGUGCAAAGGGAGAGGAGAGAGGAGAGAGAGGUGGAGAGAGGAGACAGGAGGAGAGAGAGAGGAGGAGAGGGAGAGGAGACAGAGGAGGAGAGGGAGAGGAGACAGAGGAGGAGAUGGAGAGGAGACAGAGGAGGAGAGGGAGAGGAGACAGAGGAGGAGAUGGAGAGGAGACAGAGGAGGAGAGAGAGAGGAGACAGAGGAGGAGAGGGAGAGGAGACAGAGGAGGAGAGGGAGAGGAGACAGAGGAGGAGGGAGAGGAGCCAGAGGAGGAGAGGGAGAGGAGCCAGAGGAGGAGAGGGAGAGGAGCCAGAGGAGGAGAGGGAGAGGAGACAGAGGAGGAGAUGGAGAGGAGACAGAGGAGGAGAUGGAGAGGAGACAGAGGAGGAGAUGGAGAGGAGACAGAGGAGGAGGGAGAGGAGCCAGAGGAGGAGAGGGAGAGGAGACAGAGGAGGAGAGGGAGAGGAGCCAGAGGAGGAGAGGGAGAGGAGCCAGAGGAGGAGAGGGAGAGGAGCCAGAGGAGGAGAGGGAGAGGAGACAGAGGAGGAGAUGGAGAGGAGACAGAGGAGGAGAUGGAGAGGAGACAGAGGAGGAGGGAGAGGAGACAGAGGAGGAGGGGGAGGAGCCAGAGGAGGAGAGGGAGAGGAGCCAGAGGAGGAGAGGGAGAGGAGCCAGAGGAGGAGAUGGAGAGGAGACAGAGGAGGAGAUGGAGAGGAGACAGAGGAGGAGAUGGAGAGGAGACAGAGGAGGAGAUGGAGAGGGGACAGAGCAGGAGAGAGAGAGGAGACAGAGGAGGAGAGGGAGAGGAGACAGAGGAGGAGGGAGAGGAGACAGAGGAGGAGAUGGAGAGGAGCCAGAGGAGGAGAGGGAGAGGAGCCAGAGGAGGAGAGGGAGAGGAGACAGAGGAGGAGAGGGAGAGGAGACAGAGGAGGAGAGGGAGAGGAGACAGAGGAGGAGAGGGAGAGGAGACAGAGGAGGAGAGGGAGAGGAGACAGAGGAGGAGAUGGAGAGGGGACAGAGGAGGAGAGAGAGAGGAGACAGAGGAGGAGAGGGAGAGGAGACAGAGGAGGAGGGAGAGGAGACAGAGGAGGGGAGGGAGAGGAGACAGAGGAGGAGAGGGAGAGGAGACAGAGGAGGAGAGGGAGAGGAGACAGAGGAGGAGAGGGAGAGGGGACAGAGGAGGAGAGGGAGAGGAGACAGAGGAGGAGAGGGAGAGGGGACAGAGGAGGAGAGGGAGAGGAGACAGAGGAGGAGAUGGAGAGGGGACAGAGGAGGAGAGGGAGAGGGGACAGAGAGGGAGAGGAGAGAGGGAGAGGAGACAGAGGAGGAGAGGGAGAGGAGACAGAGGAGGAGAUGGAGAGGAGCCAGGAGGAGAGAGAGAGAGGAGGAGGAGGAGAGGGAGAGGAGACAGAGGAGGAGAGGGAGAGGAGACAGAGGAGGAGAUGGAGAGGAGACAGAGGAGGAGAUGGAGAGGAGACAGAGGAGGAGAGGGAGAGGAGACAGAGGAGGAGAGAGAGAGGAGACAGAGGAGGAGAGGGAGAGGGGACAGAGGAGGAGAUGGAGAGGAGACAGGAGGAGAGGGAGAGGAGACAGAGGAGGAGGGAGAGGAGACAGAGGAGGAGAGGGAGAGGAGACAGAGGAGGAGAUGGAGAGGGGACUGAGGAGGAGAGGGAGAGGAGACAGAGGAGGAGAUGGAGAGGAGCCAGAGGAGGAGAGGCAGAGGAGGAGAGAGAGGAGACAGAGGAGGAGAGGGAGAGGAGACAGAGGAGGAGAGGGAGAGGAGACAGAGGAGGAGAGGGAGAGGAGACAGAGGAGGAGAGGGAGAGGAGACAGAGGAGGAGAUGGAGAGGAGACAGAGGAGGAGAUGGAGAGGAGACAGAGGAGGAGAUGGAGAGGAGACAGAGGAGGAGAGGGAGAGGAGACAGAGGAGGAGAUGGAGAGGAGACAGAGGAGGAGAUGGAGAGGAGCCAGGAGGAGAGAGAGAGGAGACAGAGGAGGAGAUGGAGAGGGGACAGAGGAGGAGAGAGAGAGGAGACAGAGGAGGAGAGGGAGAGGAGACAGAGGAGGAGGGAGAGGAGACAGAGGAGGGGAGGGAGAGGAGACAGAGGAGGAGAGGGAGAGGAGACAGAGGAGGAGAGGGAGAGGAGACAGAGGAGGAGAGGGAGAGGGGACAGAGGAGGAGAGGGAGAGGAGACAGAGGAGGAGAGGGAGAGGGGACAGAGGAGGAGAGGGAGAGGAGACAGAGGAGGAGAUGGAGAGGGGACUGAGGAGGAGAGGGAGAGGAGACAGAGGAGGAGGGAGAGGAGACAGAGGAGGAGAUGGAGAGGGGACAGAGGAGGAGAGGAGGGAGAGGAGAGAGGAGAGAGGAGAGAGAGGAGACAGAGGAGGAGAGGGAGAGGAGACAGAGGAGGAGAUGGAGAGGAGCCAGGAGGGAGAGAGAGAGAGGAGGAGGAGAGGGAGAGGAGACAGAGGAGGAGAGGGAGAGGAGACAGAGGAGGAGAUGGAGAGGAGACAGAGGAGGAGAUGGAGAGGAGACAGAGGAGGAGAGGGAGAGGAGACAGAGGAGAGAGAGAGAGAGGAGACAGAGGAGGAGAGGGAGAGGGGACAGAGGAGGAGAUGGAGAGGAGACAGGAGGAGAGGGAGAGGAGACAGAGGAGGAGGGAGAGGAGACAGAGGAGGAGAGGGAGAGGAGACAGAGGAGGAGAUGGAGAGGGGACUGAGGAGGAGAGGGAGAGGAGACAGAGGAGGAGAUGGAGAGGAGCCAGAGGAGGAGAGGCAGAGAGGAGGAGAGAGAGGAGACAGAGGAGGAGAGGGAGAGGAGACAGAGGAGGAGAGGGAGAGGAGACAGAGGAGGAGAGGGAGAGGAGACAGAGGAGGAGAGGGAGAGGAGACAGAGGAGGAGAUGGAGAGGAGACAGAGGAGGAGAUGGAGAGGAGACAGAGGAGGAGAGGGAGAGGAGACAGAGGAGGAGAUGGAGAGGAGACAGAGGAGGAGAUGGAGAGGAGCCAGGAGGAGAGAGAGAGGAGACAGAGGAGGAGAUGGAGAGUAAGGAGAUGGAGAGUAGACAGAGGAGGAGAGGGAGAGGAGCCAGGAGGAGAGGGAGAGGAGACAGAGGAGGAGAGGGAGAGGAGACAGAGGAGGAGAGGGAGAGGAGACCGAGGAGGAGAGGGAGAGGAGACCGAGGAGGAGAGGGAGAGGAGACAGAGGAGGAGAGGGAGAGGAGACAGAGGAGGAGACAGAGGAGGAGAGGGAGAGGAGACAGAGGAGGAGAGGGAGAGGGGACAGAGGAGGAGAUGGAGAGGAGACAGAGGAGGAGAGGGAGAGGAGACAGAGGAGGAGAGGGAGAGGGGACAGAGGAGGAGAUGGAGAGGAGCCAGGAGGAGAGGGAGAGGAGCCAGGAGGAGAGAGAGAGGAGGAGGAGAGGGAGAGGAGACAGGAGGAGGAGAGGGAGAGGGGACAGAGGAGGAGAGGGAGAGGGGACAGAGGAGGAGAUGGAGAGGAGACAGGAGGAGGAGAUGGAGAGGAGCCAGGAGGAGAGAGAGGAGGAGGAGAGGGAGAGGAGGAGGAGAGGGAGAGGAGACAGGAGGAGGAGAUGGAGAGGAGCCAGGAGGAGAGGGAGAGGAGACAGGAGGAGAGAGAGGAGGAGGAGAGGGAGAGGAGACAGAGGAGGAGGGAGAGGAGACAGAGGAGGAGAGGGAGAGGAGACAGAGAGGGAGAGGAGACAGAGGAGGAGAGGGAGAGGAGACAGAGGAGGAGAGGGAGAGGAGGAGAUGGAGAGGAGCCAGGAGGAGAUGGAGAGGAGACAGGAGGAGAGAGAGAGGAGGAGGAGAGGGAGAGGAGACAGAGGAGGAGGGAGAGGAGACAGAGAGGGAGAGGAGACAGAGAGGGAGAGGAGACAGAGAGGGAGAGGAGACAGAGGAGGAGGGAGAGGAGACAGAGGAGGAGAGGGAGAGGAGACAGAGAGGGAGAGGAGACAGAGGAGGAGAUGGAGAGGAGACAGAGGAGGAGAUGGAGAGGAGCCAGGAGGAGAGGGAGAGGAGACAGGAGGAGAGAGAGAGGAGGAGGAGAGGGAGAGGAGACAGAGGAGGAGAGGGAGAGGAGACAGAGGAGGAGAGGGAGAGGGGACAGAGGAGGAGACGGAGAGGAGGGACAGAGGAGGAGAUGGAGAGGAGACAGAGGAGGAGAUGGAGAGGAGACAGAGGAGGAGAUGGAGAGGAGACAGAGGAGGAGAUGGAGAGGAGACAGGAGAGGAGGAGAUGGAGAGGAGCCAGGAGAGAGAGAGAGAGAGGAGACAGAGGAGGAGAUGGAGAGGAGACAGAGGAGGAGAGAGAGGAGGAGGAGGAGAGGGAGAGGAGACAGAGGAGGAGAUGGAGAGGAGCCAGGAGGAGAGGGAGAGGAGACAGAGGAGGAGAGGAGAGGAGAGGAGGAGAGCCAGGAGGAGAGGGAGAGAGAGGAGGAGGAGAGGGAGAGGAGCCAGGAGGAGAGGGAGAGGAGAGAGAGGAGAGAGGAGAGAAAGUAGAGGGAGAGGAGAGAGAGAGAUGA